UCAUCACACACACGUCAUCACACACGUCAUCACACCCUGGUGUCGUCACCCCCACCAGGCGUGGGUUUCUCUGUGAUGCUCAUCUCACUCUACGUGGGCUUCUACUACCACGUGAUCAUCGCCUGGGCCCUGCGCUACCUCGUCGCGUCCUGCACCUCCUCCUCGUCGCGCCUGCCCUGGGCCUCGUGCAACAACUCCUGGAACACGGCGGACUGCUCCGAGGCCGGGGCGGAGCGACGAGGUGGAGGAGGAGGAGGAGGAGGAGGCAACGUCAGCUUCUCCACCUCGUCCACCCACGACCGCCUGCCGACCAGCUGGCUGAGGACGACGCCGGCCGGGGAGUACUUUGAGAGGGAGGUGCUGAACCAGCACGAGAGCUCAGGGAUCGGUGACCUUGGGGCUCCUCGCUCCGAGCUGCUGCUGUGCCUGCUCGGUGUGCUGCUAGUCGUCUUCUUCAGCCUGUGGCGGGGGGUGAAGACGUCAGGCAAGGUUGUCUACGUCACAGCGACGCUGCCCUACCUCUUCCUCGUGGUUCUGCUCAUCCGAGGUGCCUCUCUUCCCGGAGCUGUCGAUGGCAUCGAAGCUUACCUCAGCGUCGACCUCUCACGCCUGCGUGAGCCCGCUGUGUGGAUCGACGCGGCCACCCAGAUCUGCUACUCCUUGGGUGUCGGCUUCGGGGUCCUCAUCGCCUUCGCCAGCUACAACAAACCCACCAACAACUGCUUCAGGGAUGCUAUGAUCACGAGCUGCAUCAACUGUGUGACGAGCUUCUUCUGCGGCUUCGUCGUCUUCUCCGUGCUGGGCUACAUGGCCCAGCGCCACGGGGUGCCCCUGCACAAAGUCGCCACCGACGGUGCUGGCCUGGUGUUUGUGAUCUACCCCGAAGCUAUCGCCACCCUGCCCAUCGCUCCAGCCUGGUCACUCCUCUUCUUCAUCAUGCUCCUCGCCCUGGGAUUAGACAGCGCGAUGGGAGGGUUGGAGGCGGUGCUCACCGGCCUCUCUGAUGAGUUCCCGGUGCUGCGUCGACGCCGGAAACUUUUCACUCUCCUCCUGGUGACGAUCGACUUCAGUGUCGCCCUCUUCUCCAUCACCAAGGGAGGCAUCUACGUGGUGACGCUGCUUGACCACUACGCUGCUGGCACGGCCAUCUUGUUUGGGGUGUUGAUGGAGGCGGUGGGUGUGGCCUGGUUCUAUGGUAUAGACCACUUCUGUGACGACAUGCAGUGCAUGCUGGGAUACCGGCCGGGCCUCUACUGGAGGAUCUGCUGGAAGUUCGUGAGUCCCUGCUUCCUGCUGAUGGUGUUGGUGAUGAGUGUGUGGCAGAGUGUACCACUCACCUACGGUGACUACCGCUACCCCGGCUGGGCCACUGCUCUAGGCUGGGCCAUCGCCGCCUCGUCCAUGGCGCUGUGCCCGGGCUACGCAGCCUACAAGUUGGGUACCGUGCAGGGGAGAGGCCUCAAGGAGAAGCUGGGAUUCGCCCUCAUGCCAGAGAACCAGCAUCACGUGGUGCACAAGGGACACGUACGGCACUACACGCUUAAACAUUGGCUAUCGAUAUGAGCUGAGAUCCCCAGAUACAUACCACCAUCACCACUACCAUCACCACCACCACCAUCACGACUACCAUCACCACCAUCACCACAACCAUCACCACAACCAUCACCACUACC
Molecule: messenger RNA, 1673 nt
Organism: Petromyzon marinus (sea lamprey)
Lineage: Eukaryota; Metazoa; Chordata; Hyperoartia; Petromyzontiformes; Petromyzontidae
Source: RefSeq, a predicted model, not a curated record